UUGAAAUAUAUUCUGGAUAUAUAAAAAUUGAAGCUACUCACACAAGUGACACGCACACAGCGUUAAUUGAUAGAGGGCCAAUCUAACUUGUAUCUGAGAGUCUCAAAAUGGGGGAAGCCAAGGAAAGAGACGAACUGGGAGAGUCAAUUAACGAUCUAUUCACCAGUGUCUUCACCAUGAUCAAAGGCGAGCUUCAGGGAACGAAUAACCUACUUGACCUUCUAGAGAAGAUGAACCUGAAAGUGGCAGAAGAGUAUAAUGAUCUUGGGGAUGUGGCAUCUGGAUUAAGGGUUUUUGUUGAGCAACUGAAGUCAAAAAGUGGCAACUUUGACGAAUACGUCCAACAGAUUGAUGCAAUAGAGAGGCAAGUCACUGAAUUCGAAGCUGUAAUUUCAAUGCUUGAUAAACAUGUUUCGAUGUUGGAAUCAAAAGUGCAGUCUGUUUACCAGACUCCGCCUCCCUGAAAUUAAUUGUUAUUUGGUUUUCAUAUUAGUGUUCUGUUUUUUUUUACUCUGCAAUAGUCCUGGUGUGAGUUUUAUAAAUAAAUUGAAUUUUUAAGGUA
Molecule: messenger RNA, 562 nt
Organism: Daucus carota subsp. sativus
Lineage: Eukaryota; Viridiplantae; Streptophyta; Magnoliopsida; Apiales; Apiaceae
Product: biogenesis of lysosome-related organelles complex 1 subunit 2
Exons: 2
Coding region: 108-464 (118 amino acids)
Source: RefSeq, a predicted model, not a curated record